Messenger RNA from Leptonychotes weddellii (Weddell seal), 998 nucleotides. It is a transcript of the gene TLCD1, whose product is annotated as TLC domain containing 1. The record is from RefSeq and is a predicted model, not a curated record. Gene Ontology annotation, biological process: plasma membrane organization; phospholipid homeostasis; membrane assembly. NCBI's taxonomy places the organism in Eukaryota, Metazoa, Chordata, Mammalia, Carnivora, Phocidae. Gene Ontology annotation, cellular component: plasma membrane.
AACUAUGUGAGGCUGGCGGCCGGCGGGGAGGCGGCGGGUGUGGACUGGCCGGAGAAGAGCCCCGUUCCCGGAGCAGUCCGACGAGGCGGCUUAGGGGGCAGACAGACAGACUGCAGGGAGGGCCAGCAUGCCCCCACUGCUGCACCCCGCCCUGCCGCUGCUCCUGGGCGCCACGCUGACCUUCCGGGCGCUCCGGCGCGCGCUCAGCCGCCUGCCCCUGCCCGCGCACGUGCGCGCCGACCCCCUGCGCACCUGGCGCUGGCACAACCUGCUCGUCUCCUUCGCGCACUCCAUUGUGUCCGGGGUCUGGGCGCUGAUGUGUCUGUGGCAGACCCCCGAGAUGCUGGUGGAGAUUGAGACGGCAUGGUCGCUUUCUGGCUAUUUGCUCGCUUGCUUCUCCGCAGGGUAUUUCAUUCACGACACGGUGGACAUCGUGGUUAGUCGUCAGACACGAGCUUCUUGGGAAUACCUCGUUCAUCACCUCAUGGCUCUGGGUGCCUUCUUUUCAGGCAUCUUUUUGAACAGUUUUGUCGGCGGGGGAGUCCUAACGUUGCUGGUAGAGGUCAGCAACAUCUUCCUCACCAUCCGCAUGAUGAUGAAGAUAAACAAUGCCCAGCAUCUCCUCCUGUACCGGGUCAACAAGUAUGUCAACUUGGUCAUGUACUUUGUCUUCCGCCUGGCCCCUCAGGCCUACCUCACCCACUUCUUCCUGCGUUAUUUGGGCCAGAGGACCCUGGGCACCUUUCUGCUGGGUAACCUGCUCAUGCUGGACAUCAUGAUCCUCAUCUACUUUUCUCGCCUUCUCCGCUCAGACUUCUGCCCUGAGCGUGUCCCCAGCCAGCAACACAAAGACAAGUUUUUGACAGAGUGACAGGCCCAGAGCUUGCAACUUGUGGCCAGAAGAGCAAACAUAGCCAAGAACAGCCUCACACAUACGAGAAUUAGCCUCAGGCCUGGGGCAUCCUCUGCACCUACUAUUGAAAAUGCUAAUGAAAGCA